UCUGCAAUUUUAUUAGCCUGUAAAACCUACAGGAGUGAAUGCUUGUGGUGUCUGAUUACUCCUCAGUUCAUAAAUUUUGGCUAACACAAAUGCUACAUACAGGGACAGAUGAAUGAUGCUUCUGAAGUGUUGGGUGUCAUAUUUGAUUGCCUUCAUCAAUUAUUUACCUCAACCAUGUGUACUUCUGAUGCCGAAUCAUUAGAUAGCAACUGCAUGGACUCUUGGGAUUGCACAAAUGGUGCUUGCGUUGCACAUUCUCUUUUUGGCAUGGACAUAUUUGAAAGAAUGAAUUGUUACAAUUGUGGUCUGGAGUCCAGACAUUUAAAGUACACUUCAUUCUUCCACAAUAUCAAUGCCUGUGCUCUGCGUACUAUGAAGGUUAUGUGUCCAGAAAGCUCUUUUGAUGAGUUUCUGAACCUUGUUGAGAUGAAUCACCAAUUAGCUUGUGAUCCUGAAGCUGGUGGCUGUGGAAAGCUUAACUACAUCCAUCAUAUUCUGUCGACCCCACCACAUGUUUUCACAACAGUUUUGGGUUGGCAGAAUACCUGUGAACAUGUUGAUGACAUAACGGCCACAUUGACAGCCUUAUCUACAGAGAUGGAUAUCAGUGUCCUUUAUCGUGGUCUUGAUCCAAAAAAUAGGCACUGCUUGGUCUCAGUGGUUUGCUAUUACGGGCAGCAUUAUCACUGUUUUGCGUACAGUCAGGAUCAUGAACGGUGGCUUAUGUAUGAUGACAAAACCGUGAAGGUAAAUCCCAUUAGUCUUGCUUUUAUGCCUUCUAUACCUUUGUUUCACGAAACAAGAAGAGAGCAGGAGAAAUUGGCCUGCAGCAAAGUUUUGAAAGAAGUUUGGUCUGAAGAUUAG
Molecule: messenger RNA, 864 nt
Organism: Coffea eugenioides
Lineage: Eukaryota; Viridiplantae; Streptophyta; Magnoliopsida; Gentianales; Rubiaceae
Product: inactive ubiquitin carboxyl-terminal hydrolase 53-like
Exons: 6
Coding region: 109-864 (251 amino acids)
Biological process (GO): protein deubiquitination
Molecular function (GO): cysteine-type deubiquitinase activity
Source: RefSeq, a predicted model, not a curated record